This is a messenger RNA of Saprolegnia diclina VS20, 771 nucleotides long. RefSeq lists its product as hypothetical. The transcript has a single exon. The coding region runs from base 98 to 598 and encodes 166 amino acids. The record is from RefSeq and is a predicted model, not a curated record. Lineage: Eukaryota; Oomycota; Saprolegniomycetes; Saprolegniales; Saprolegniaceae.
GCGGUGACAACACCCAAGGAAUGUUUGCGAAACACGCGAUCGGGGAACCAGCGACCGGUCGAGAGCGACCCACUUUCGACCUUGCCGAACAAGUAGCAUGUCUGGCCCUGUGAACAAGCUCGGGAAACUCGUCGCCAAGAUCAACAGCAGCAGCGCGCCGGCCUUUCUCCGCGAAGGCGCGCUCAGCACGGCGUUCAACGCGCAGGUCAAGAUGGCCGGCGUCGCCGGUAUCCACGUCGAGACGCUCACGGAGCAGAAGAGCGUCGUGUCGCUCAAGAACUCGUUCCGCGUUCAGAACCACAUUGGCGGCGUCCACGCGUGUGGCAUGGCGCUCCUCGCCGAGUCGGCGUCGGGCAUGGUCUUUGGCAUGAACGUGCGCGACUCGCACCUCCCGCUGCUCAAGUCCAUGUCGAUGAGCUACGUCAAGCGCGCCAAGGGCGAUCUCAAGGCUGUUGCGACGCUCACGGACGCCCAGCGCGACGAAAUCGCAAAGUCGGACAAGGGCGAGGUGCUCGUGAACGUUGUUGUCACCGACUCGGCCGGCGACAGCCCCGUCGAGUGCGAAAUGCGCUGGGUCUGGGUGCCCAAGCGCAAGUAGAUGCUACCAUGAGUCCUCUUUUGACUUAUAAUCUCUACGUGUGUUGCGUACGUCUAGCGAUCUCUCGAUAGCGCGACUCGGUCGGUUCACCGUCGACGUGGACAAGGCAUCACUCAAUGCAAGAAGAUAUGUAGUAUUUGUGUUAUGUGUUAACAGAUAUGCAGCAGUACGCG